Molecule: messenger RNA, 856 nt
Organism: Aspergillus heteromorphus CBS 117.55
Lineage: Eukaryota; Fungi; Ascomycota; Eurotiomycetes; Eurotiales; Aspergillaceae
Gene: rps1
Product: 40S ribosomal protein eS1
Exons: 5
Coding region: 16-786 (256 amino acids)
Biological process (GO): translation
Cellular component (GO): cytosol; ribosome
Molecular function (GO): structural constituent of ribosome
Source: RefSeq, a predicted model, not a curated record
ACCUGAGUCGCAAGUAUGGCCGUUGGAAAGAACAAGCGCUUGUCGAAGGGCAAGAAGGGUGUUAAGAAGAGGACCGUUGACCCCUUCACCCGUAAGGAUGAAUACUCUGUGAAGGCCCCUUCAACUUUCCAGAUCAGAGAUGUUGGAAAAACCCUUGUCAACCGUACCAGUGGUCUCAAGAAUGCGAACGAUUCCCUGAAGGGCCGUAUCUUUGAGGUCUCUCUCGCCGACCUUCAGAACGAUGAAGACCAUGCCUUCCGCAAGGUCAAGCUCCGUGUGGAUGAGAUCCAGGGAAAGAACUGCCUGACCAACUUCCACGGAUUGGACUUCACGACCGACAAGCUGCGAUCCCUCGUGCGCAAGUGGCAAUCGCUCAUCGAAGCCAAUGUAACGGUUAAGACGACUGACGACUACCUCCUCCGUCUGUUUGCCAUUGCUUUCACCAAGAGACGCCCGAACCAGAUCAAGAAGACAACAUACGCUCGCUCGUCUCAGAUUCGCGCUAUUCGGAAGAAGAUGACUGAAAUCAUGCAGCGCGAGGCAGCUAGCUGUACUCUUUCUCAGCUCACUACCAAGCUGAUCCCUGAGGUCAUUGGUCGUGAGAUUGAGAAGGCGACCCAGGGCAUUUACCCUCUGCAGAACGUCCACAUUCGCAAGGUUAAGCUGCUCAAGUCUCCCAAGUUCGACCUUGGUGCCCUGCUCAACUUGCACGGCGAGUCUACGACUGACGAUAAGGGACACAAGGUUGAGAGGGAGUUCAAGGAACAGGUUCUCGAGAGCGUUUAAACGUUUGGCAUUCGCUCGUCAUGAAUUCCAAUCUCUACCGUCUCGUAUCGAGGGCGUCACUGCUCCAAGU